UUUAAAAAGCUUCAUAGAUGCUCUGAAUCUGGUAGAUUCUCUAAAAGAAACACACGAAGCACUUGCUGUAAGUCUUAUUAAGACAAAACUAAAAGGCCAUGCCAGGAACCUGAUAAGAGAUGAGAACACUAUUACAGCUCUCAUAUCGAAACUAUCGGACAAAUUAAAAGGAGAGUCAGUAGAAGUUAUUUCUGCUAAACUUCUAAACUUACAACAAAAGAGCAAAACGGCCAAUCAAUAUACCCAAUAGGCUUAAAAUUGAAAAAAAAGUCCCUUGAAGGAGUCUAUAUCAGUGAAGGUCUAAGCCAAUCACUUGCAAACACUACAAGAGCCGUAAAACCUAUGACCCAAAAUUGUUCGAUUGAUAAGGUAAAACUUAUCAUGCAGGCAGGCACAUUCACAAAUAUGAAUGAUGCCGUCUCCAAAUUUGUCAAUAGUUGCACGGAGGUAACAGGUCAAAGUAACACUGUCCUGUAUUAUCGACGAGGUGUAAAUCAAAAUAAUAGACGAGGCCGAAGUUAUAAUCGUGGCAAAAAUUACAACCACAACAAUUGCAACUGCGGCGGUAAUAACAACAACAACAACAAUAAUUACAAUAACCGUGCAGGAAGACGAGGCCAAAAUCGGGGAAGAGGCCGCGGGAACUCCAACCAAGACAAAACUGACUGGGAUGUCUGGAUUCAAUAUUUCACAUAUUGCUUCAACACUUCAACACCAUCAGCAACGCAUGAGUAUUGUCCAUACGAACUAGUAUUUUCUGAAAUAAACGUCGUUAGUUCAACACGUCGGUACUCCGGCACCAAGCCGUAA
This is a messenger RNA of Drosophila virilis, 810 nucleotides long. The record is from RefSeq and is a predicted model, not a curated record. Lineage: Eukaryota; Metazoa; Arthropoda; Insecta; Diptera; Drosophilidae.